Messenger RNA from Aspergillus affinis, 2694 nucleotides. RefSeq lists its product as uncharacterized. Gene Ontology annotation, molecular function: zinc ion binding; DNA-binding transcription factor activity, RNA polymerase II-specific; transcription cis-regulatory region binding. NCBI's taxonomy places the organism in Eukaryota, Fungi, Ascomycota, Eurotiomycetes, Eurotiales, Aspergillaceae. The record is from RefSeq and is a predicted model, not a curated record. The transcript has 3 exons. Gene Ontology annotation, biological process: positive regulation of transcription by RNA polymerase II. Gene Ontology annotation, cellular component: nucleus. The coding region runs from base 1 to 2694 and encodes 897 amino acids.
AUGUCGGCUGAUAACGUUUCUUCCUCUUCUACUCCCAACGGCGCCGCCGUCGCUGGACCAAGCUGCCCUGGCAAGGUACCUAUCGCUCCAUUGGGUGAGCCUCCGGUUCAUCACAAUGAGAGACAUAUCAGGUCUUAUCGCAGGUCUCUCGCAGGCUGCUUCACCUGCCGUCUUAGACGGAAGAAAUGCGAUGAAAGCCGGCCUUCAUGCGGGAUGUGCACCAAGCUGGGUAUCAAAUGCGAGUACAAAGCUCCAAUUUGGUGGUCCACUGGCGAGCAGCGUCGCCGUCAAAAGGACCGCAUCAAGGAUAGAAUCCGUCAGACCAAGGCCAUGGAAAAGCACGGAUCCUUGAAGGAUUACAUGACUCGAAUCCGUGCACUCACUGAAAGAUCUCCCAAGAUGUCGGACAAGGAAUCCAAUCGUCCGAUGAUGGGGGAGGAGUACAAUUGGAAUGCUCCAAUAUCACCGCCUCCUUUCACUCCGUGUAAUAUCAACGUCACUUCUGAGACGUUGUUCAGUCCUGGAUAUCCGCCGUCUUUUCCGGCCAGCUCGCCGUCGAGCAUGUCUUUCAGCCCUGUGAGCUCGUCUCAGGGUCCGAUGUCGAGCCAGAUACAUUCGCAGCUGUCAACUCCGAUGUCAACUCAGGCGCCAUUCCCGGAGCCUGUUCCAAUGGCGCCUCAUAUGCCCAACCAGAUGUCCGCCAAUAUGCAUGUCCCGAUGCAUGACAACCAGAUGUCCGCCCAGAUGCAUAGUGACAUGUCUAUCCCGAUGUAUGACAACCAGAUGUCUGCCCAGGUGCCUACCGAAAUGCCUGUCCCAAUGUAUGACAACCAGAUGUCCACCCAGAUGCAUGCCGAUAUGCCUGUCCCAAUGUAUGACAACCAGAUGCCCGCCCAGGCGCAUACCGACAUGUCUGUCCCGAUGUAUGACACCCAGAUGCCCGCCCAGGCGCAUACCGACAUGUCUGUCCCGAUGUAUGACACCCAGAUGUCUGCCCAGGUGCCCACCGAAAUGCCUGUUCAGAUGCAUGACACCCAGAUGCCUGCCGAGAUGCCCACUCAGGUGGCUACCGAGGUUGCUCCUGAGGCAUCUGCCGAUUUCUCUGCUCAAAUGCCCACACAGGCAUCUACAGAGAUGAGCAUUUCCCAGCUGACUAGCCCCACACCUGCCGAGAUUGCAGCGCAGUUGCCGAUUCAGCUGCAAACUCAGGUGCGGACUCAGAUGCCGAUUAUCAUGCCAGUCCAAGUUCCCACUCCUCGACUUCCCACCGAUGGCUGGUUCGGAAACAGCAUCCCCAACAUCCCCAACAUCCCUACCCUUCCCAGCACGAAUCCGUACCAUAACCGCAACAGCUUCGGCCAGCUCCAGCUCUAUCCCGCGAUAGAUGCCCCCAGUUUUGGCCAUUCCCACGGAUCGUCUCCGGUGCCUCUCCAUUCUAUCAUUGCGCUGGACGAGAAGGACCGUCCGUAUCUCGACCACUUCAUAGACAACCUUCUCGACCUGGGAUUCCCGAUAGUAAGACUCCAUCAUGCUGGACAGCGCCGACUCAACGAGACUUUCAAAAUUAUGCAGUACAACCGCUCCUUCCUACACUGCUGUCUCAGUGUGGCGGCCAUCCAUAUGAAGACUAGUCAAGGACUCGAUGACCAGAUGGACCAUGAAAUCAUGCAGCACCGGUACGAAGCGAUCUCUCUGCUCUGUCAGGCUCUUGCUCGGGGACACAACCCGAUUCAGGUCAUUGAUGCUACCCUCGGCAUGAUCUUCUUCCAUUGCAAGAUCAGCAACACUGACGACUAUCUGCCCAAUAUCCCAUGGCACGCUCACUUUGAGGGAGUAGCCACGUUGGUGAAGAGGCUGGAAAAGUCUCCGUCGCAGUUUAACAUCUCCCUAAUCACCUGGAUCGAUAUCCUUGGGUCUACCAUGAAGGGAACAACGCCUCACUUCGCCCACGCUUAUCGCACCAAGCAUUUGAGUGGCAAGCCGUCAGGACUGCGAGGGCUGAUGGGCUGUGCUGACCGUGUGAUGUACCUCAUCUCAGAGGCUGCCUGUCUCGAAUCUCUUCGGUUGGAUGGUGAAAUUAAUGAUGAGGACUUAUGUGGGCAUGUCGCUGCUCUGAAACGUCAGGUUGAUUUUACUGAGCCAACUGACCAGUCCUUGCAACCCCCAUACGGCCCCCAUGGGGAGAUCAUGGCGGUGCCUUUGACGAAGAGCAUCUCUGCCCUGUUCCGCAUUGCGGUUCGCAUCUAUCUGCACAGCCUCCUGCCAGAGUUCGACCGCUUCGACUUUACCGUGACAUACCUGGUCGCCUCGGUACCGGAUAUUCUGAACCAUAUCCCUGGCGGUUUCAACGGGUAUGAUCGAUGCAUUGUCUGGCCCCUCUUCAUUGUGGGGGCUUACUCGACUCCUGCCUGCCUCUUUCGCCGUGUCCUCACCGAUCGGAUCAGUGCUAUGGGGUACCUAGGAGACUUCGCCAGUUUUGGUCGGAUGUAUCGCGUGCUGAGAGAAAUCUGGCGAUUGGCUGAAGGUCCCCUCACCGAGCCCUCUGAUGAGGAAGAUUCUCCUGGCUCCCCGGAGUCCGUGGACAGCAAUGCCACUAUCCGACCACCAAACCGUCAGACUCAGGAGCCUGUGAGGGAGAACCUCCACUGGCGGGAGGUUAUGAAGCGCAACAAAUGGGAUUUCCUUCUCCUGUAA